This is a messenger RNA of Aspergillus tanneri, 1725 nucleotides long. RefSeq lists its product as uncharacterized. Bases 1 to 1725 code for a protein of 574 amino acids. NCBI's taxonomy places the organism in Eukaryota, Fungi, Ascomycota, Eurotiomycetes, Eurotiales, Aspergillaceae. The transcript is spliced from 5 exons. The record is from RefSeq and is a predicted model, not a curated record. Gene Ontology annotation, molecular function: oxidoreductase activity; FAD binding.
AUGCGUCUCAAUAUAAGCCCUUCUAUUCUCCUCCUUGGCAUUUGGUCCAUUGGGCAGAUAACCGUCGGCUUGCCAUCCGGGACAUGUCGAUGCAUGCCCGGUGAUAGCUGCUGGCCGUCCUCGGCUGACUGGGCACGCUUCAAUGCAUCCGUCGGAGGACGAUUGGUUGCUACUACACCUUUAGCUCAAGCUUGUCAUGACCCUUUUUACAACAAGGACGAGUGUCAGUAUCUCCAGAAGCAUUGGACACAGCCAGAGCUACACGAUGCCUCAUCAUCCUCCAUCACGGCAGCCGCGGUGGCCAAUGAAACCUGUGAUGCUUUUACUCCUAGAUCAAAACCUUGUACUCCUGGCGAUAUGGUGGCAUAUGCCGUCAAUGCGAGCUCCGCGGACGAUUUCUCGAAAACCAUUCGGUUCUCCCAGGAGCGAAAUAUCCGGCUAGUUAUCCGAAACACGGGCCAUGAUUAUCUUGGGAAAUCUACUGGUGCAGGGGCGUUGUCUAUCUGGACGCACUACCUCAAGGACAUAGAGUUUCUCAAUUAUACCAGUUCAUAUUACAACGGACCGGCUGUAACAAUGGCCGCCGGUGUCCAAGGAGCAGACAUCUAUAAAGCUGCCGAUCAUCGAGGGAUGGUGAUCGUAGGCGGAGAAUGUGCCACCGUCGGCCCUGCAGGCGGCUACACUCAGGGAGGCGGUCAUUCAGCAUUAAGCUCAAUCUUCGGUCUCGGUGCCGAUCAGGUCUUGGAAUGGCAGGUUGUGGAUGGAAUGGGAAGAUUCCUGACCGCUUCACCAACGCAGAACCCGGAUCUGUACUGGGCCCUCAGCGGAGGGGGUGGCGGAACGUACGGCGUCGUCUACUCAAUGACCGUCAAAGCCUUUCCUGAUUUUCCAGUGACGGGCGUCGUCCUCCAGUUUGAUACAAUGAAUACCUCGUCCAAUAACUUCUUCGAGGCAGUUAGCCACUACCAUCGAUAUUUACCCACAUACACGGCGGCAGGCGGGAUGGCUAUUGCCCAGAUUACCCACUCCUCCUUCCUUCUGACGCCUUUGACUUUCCCGAAUAAGACAGCAGAGGAUGCCAAGUCGUUAAUCACCCCAUUCAUCCACGAACUGGAAGCGCUUCGCAUCCCGUAUAAAUUGAAUAUCUCCCAGUCAUCCACCUAUCUCGAGCAUUACAAGAAGCUAAUCGAACCGAACCCAACGCAACUGGUGCAAAAUGCUCAAUAUGGGGGCCGCCUCCUGCCGCUGAGCGUGAUCGAAAACAACAAUACACAGUUAACGGAAGCAGUCAAGAAGAUUACCCAAGACGGUGUGGCAUUUGUCGGAAUUGGUCUGAAUGUUUCGUUCUCGGUUGUAGGUGAUGUCUGGAAUUCUGUUCUCCCCGCUUGGCGAACAGCUGCUCUCAGCGUCAUAUUGUCAACUGAUUGGCCCGCUGGAGCCAACCUAAGCAAAGCGAAGGCUUCCGCUAACAGAAUGACGACGGAAUGGGUACCAAUUCUGACUGCCCUUGCCCCAAACUCGGGUUGUUAUAUGAGCGAGGCAAGUGCUGAUCCCCAACAGCCAGACUGGCCGCAGACUUUCUAUGGGAAAAAUUACGAUGCACUUUAUGCGGCCAAAAAGAAAUAUGACCCAUUCAGCACUUUCUAUGCCUAUACUGCUGUUGGCAGUGAAAACUGGCAAGUCCAGGCAGACGGUCGCCUAUGCCGAGUGAAAAGAACCAAUUGA